This is a messenger RNA of Anthonomus grandis grandis, 1996 nucleotides long. RefSeq names its product cysteine sulfinic acid decarboxylase (gene b). NCBI's taxonomy places the organism in Eukaryota, Metazoa, Arthropoda, Insecta, Coleoptera, Curculionidae. Gene Ontology annotation, molecular function: carboxy-lyase activity; pyridoxal phosphate binding. Bases 162 to 1793 code for a protein of 543 amino acids. The transcript is spliced from 6 exons. Gene Ontology annotation, cellular component: cytoplasm. The record is from RefSeq and is a predicted model, not a curated record. Gene Ontology annotation, biological process: carboxylic acid metabolic process.
AAUUGUUCACUUAAUUUUGCGGUCACCAUCGCGCCCAACCAACGCUAAACUCGGUGGUUGUUGGUUCAGUCGUGCAGCUUACGAGGGACCACUCGAAAAUAUUUCAGUAUUUUGGCUUCUAACAAUUUUUUUCAAUCGGGCAAUUAUUAAGUGAUUUUACAAUGCCAGCUAACGGUCAAAGGGAUAUAAUUUUGGAGGAGAAUGAGGUAUAUAGUGACACUCUGGGGUCUUCUGAAGAUGAAGAAACUACAUUUCUAUCAAAAACUGUCGAACGAACCCUAAGCUCCCAAUCCGAAGAAAAACCCAUAGGGUUCGAAAGUGUGACAACAAGACGCGACCAUGAAGCAUUUCUUCGUGAAUGCCUCGAAAUUCUCCUUAAAGAAGCCGUGUUCGAGGGCACCUCGAGAAAAAAUAAAGUCGUCGAAUUCAGACAGCCUGAAGAAUUACUAAAAAUUUUCGAUUUUCAAUUAACAAACGACCCCACUACCCAGAGUGCAAUGGUGAAAAAUUUGCGGGAUGUCGUUAAAUAUUCUGUUAAAACUGGUCAUCCAUAUUUCGUCAAUCAGCUAUUUUCUAGUACCGACGCGUAUGGUUUAAUAGGACAAAUAUUAACAGAUGCCCUAAACCCUAGUGCUUAUACAUACGAAGUGGCACCAGUUAUUAUUUUGAUGGAGGAAACUGUCCUUAGGGAAAUGAGGAAGAUAGUUGGUUGGGCAAAUGGUGAUGGUGAUGGUAUCUUUUGUCCAGGAGGAUCUCUUGCCAAUGGAUAUGCUAUUAGUUGUGCCAGGCAUUACUAUUUUCCCGAGGCUAAGACAAAAGGUUUACAUAGUCUUCCAAAAUUAGUUCUAUUCACAUCACAAGAUGCUCAUUAUUCCAUUAAAAAGCUAUCCGCAUUUAUGGGUUUGGGAACCGAAAAUAUCUGUUUAGUAAAAACAGAUGACAGAGGUAAAAUGGAUACUGAUCAUUUAGAGAAGCUGAUUGAAGAAACAAUAGCGAGCAAUGCCAAACCUUUCAUGGUAUCCGCAACUGCAGGAACUACAGUGCUGGGUGCCUUUGAUCCUAUAGAUAAGCUCGCUGACAUUUGUAAGAAAUACAAUAUUUGGCUUCAUGUAGAUGCGGCAUGGGGUGGAGGUUCUCUUAUGUCUAAGAAGCAUAGGGUGUUACUGAAAGGAGUUGAAAGAGCUGAUUCUGUAAUUUGGAACCCUCAUAAGCUCCUUACUGCCCCCCAACAAUGUUCCACUUUCUUGGUAAGGCACAAAAACGUCCUCGCUGAUGCUCAUUCACAAAACGCAGUCUACUUAUUCCAAAAGGAUAAGUUUUAUGAUACAAGUUACGAUACAGGUGAUAAGCACAUACAGUGUGGCCGAAAAGCUGAUGUUGUUAAAUUUUGGUUUAUGUGGAAAGCAAAAGGCACUUCAGGAUUAGAAAAGCAUAUAGAUAAAAUAUAUGAAAAUAGCAAAUUCUUUUUGGAAACAAUCAGGAACCGACCCGGCUUUGAGCUCUUCUUACCAGAACCAGAGUGCACCAAUAUCUGUUUUUGGUACGUACCAGAGUCGCUUAGACCAGGAAACUUUAAGGAGAACAUGCAGAAUAAGGAGUUCACAGAGAAACUACAUCAUGUUGCCCCAAAAAUGAAGGAAAAAAUGAUGAAGGAGGGUACCAUGAUGGUCACCUAUCAAACACAGUCAGAUAAGCCGAACUUCUUUAGAAUCGUCUUCCAGAACUCCAGUUUGGACAAAAAUGACAUGCUACAUCUUGUAGAGGAAUUCGAAAGGCUUGGAAAAGAUUUAUAGAACAAAUACUAUUGAAAGAUUUUAAAUGUAAAAAAUACAUAAGAAGAAUACUUAUUAUUUUUACAAUGUAUAUAAUGUACGUUUUAUGUAAUUUAUUGCUUUUUAGUAUGUAAAUUUUCUUGCAAAUUUAUUAUGUUUUGGGCAGACUUAGGCGGGAUUCCAAUUAUUCUGUGAAUAAUCAUUAAUAAAAUUGAUUGCACAUA